AUGGAGCAGCUGCUGAACGACCACGAGCUCUCUGCCGAGAUCCAGAGCCUGCGCGCGACCGUCGACCUCCUCGCGUCGCAGAAGCUGCGGUACCCGAACAACUACGUUCCGCCUGUCGAGGAGCGACACAAGCGUGCCACGCUGGUCAAUGUCCCCGUUUGUGAACCGCCCACCACGACACACGGAAGCGACGACGAUGACGCGCCCGUUAUCGAGACGCUUAACCUGACUAUCAAGUCGCUGAAACCGCCCCUCACGUUCACUCUUGCGGCACGACCAACGGCGACAAUUGGCGACUUGAAGGCGGAACUGUCGGCGAAAGAGGCGGAUGCUCCGGUUCCUCAGGCCCAACGGUGGAUCCUGAAGGGCAAGGCGAUGGGCGACACGAAGCUGCUGAAGGAGUUCGCGGUCCAGGAUGGGACGGUUGUCAACCUGAUGGUUACCAAGACCACAACACCGCCCGCCGCAUCAACCUCUUCCGACCCAUCCGAUGUUCCCGCCCUUACUCUCUCCGAACCUUCUUCUUCCUCUUCCAACCCCCCACAAGUCUCCCUCUCUCGCGACCUUGACCAUCUGCCUCUCACGACCUCUACCUCAUCCGACAACCCCCAACUCGCCGGCGACUCCGACGCAUUCCUCUCGACCGUCUCCUCCCCCUCUCUCUGGAAAGACGUGCGGAACGUGUGCGAGGCGAGGUUCGACAAGAAGGACGAGGCGCAGAGAGUGUGGGAGGGGAUGUUUGCGGGCGCGAGGGAUUGGAUCAGCCCGAACGACAAGGCACUCAUCCGCGAGCAGGUCGGGUACUCGGCGAUGGGCGGUGUCUAG
Molecule: messenger RNA, 825 nt
Organism: Rhodotorula toruloides NP11
Lineage: Eukaryota; Fungi; Basidiomycota; Microbotryomycetes; Sporidiobolales; Sporidiobolaceae
Product: ubiquitin family protein
Exons: 2
Coding region: 1-825 (274 amino acids)
Molecular function (GO): protein binding
Source: RefSeq, a predicted model, not a curated record